CGGCAACAGAACAAGGCUAUCACAAUUUAAUGUCGUUAUAGUCACUUGCUGUUUGGCUUAGACAUAAGCUAGUCAUAUUUAGAUUCGAGUUAACUAUACUCCAAAAUUUAAUUGAAUCAGUCACAGAUAUUAACAAUAUCAGUGCAAGCCAAUUGUUUCAUACUGAGUUAUAGAUAGGUAACUUAGAAGAAACUAUACCUAGAUGUCUCUAGUUUGAUAAGGUUCUCAGGAUUUGUGAUUAGUGUUUAAAAAAGGUGCUCUUCAUUGUUUAAAGGAAUAUCUACCACCUUUCAUAGUGAUUUGUUAUUAGUGAAGUUUUAAAUUAACAAAGUAGUGACAUUUCUAUUACUUAGUUCUAAUAUUCUAUUAGAAACUGAAUUUACUAGUUUGAACUUUUGUGUCUGAAGAGGACUAAUAAAAGUGAAAUUUUUUUACCACAAGUCAACAUCAGCUUCAAGUUGGAUUUCAAGGGUGUCUCAUCUUGUUUGGGGGCCUUGGGAUCAUCCCCUGCCCCCUCGGUUCACACUUCCCCAGAAGAACUUUCUCAUCAACAGUUUAAUAUUUUUCCCGCAAUAUUCAGUAGACAGUUAAAUUUCAAUGCGUGCCCUCAAUCCAAAACAAUGAUGGACGAAUUAAGGCCCAAUCUUGUUGGUGUCGGAAAUCUUUUAGGAGUUAGUGGUUUACUCGACGACCAUCAUGGACAUCUGAGUGGUGUCAGCAAUAAUAUAGACAAGACGGGUAGUUCUAGAAAGUGCAAUAGUACCAGUGGUUCUUCUGCGGAAGAUUUUAAUGCUAUUUACGGAAAUUUACCUCAUUCACAUGAACACCAUGGUCAUACUCCAGCACAUACUCCUCCAACUGGUAGAACAAUUGCAGAUAAUAACGAUGGAGCAUUCAAAAAAUUAAAACCAGAACCACAAACGAUACCUAGUGGAACAAAUUUAGGAACAGUUUCUCCAAGCAGUGGACCUCAGCAUGCCGGUCAUACACCAACCACUGCAUCCUGUCCAACGCCUGCACGAAGACGGCAUCGUACUACCUUUACCCAAGAACAACUAGCAGAAUUAGAAGCAGCGUUUGCCAAAAGUCACUAUCCUGAUAUUUAUUGUAGAGAAGAAUUAGCUAGGAGUACAAAAUUAAAUGAAGCUAGAAUACAGUCUAAGACCCCUAAGAUAAAUGAAAAUAAUGUUGACUAUUCAAUAAUUGAAUCAACGAACUCAGAGGAGCAACCGGAGAACCGAGAACCUGUGACUGAAACAAUAAAUUGUCCAACAACAAAGAGAAUUUCAAAAGAUGUAAACCUGUUUGAAACAUUUGAAACUAUAGAAGACGACGAUCCUGAUUAUAUUCCUGAAAGAGAAAAUGAAGAGUCCAACAUGGGGGAGAUGGAUAAAGAAGAAAUUACGAGCGUCCACCAUCCAGAACAGUGUAAUAAAAUUACUCGACAACCAUUAAAGAAGCUUACUAAAAAAGAAUAA
Messenger RNA from Psylliodes chrysocephalus, 1478 nucleotides. Lineage: Eukaryota; Metazoa; Arthropoda; Insecta; Coleoptera; Chrysomelidae. The record is from the annotation of a GenBank genome assembly.